AUGUUUAAGCUGUUGUGUUGCCUUGCUCUACUCUCUGUAGCCCUUGGUUAUGGCUACUCUGGCUCCAAGUCUGGUAAAAACUUUGGUCUCUUAAGCAGAGGAGGAUAUGGAGGAGAUUACAGUGGAGGUAAAGGUUAUGGAGGAAAUUCCUAUGGUGGCAGAGGAUAUGGAGAUUACUAUGGAGGAAUAGGAUAUGGAGGCAGAGGAUACGGAGGUGGUUACUUUGGAGGCAAAGGAUAUGGAGAUGAUUACAAUAAAGGAUAUGGAAGUGAAGGUUCUUACGGAGGUAGAGGAUAUGGAGGCGACUACAAUGGAGGUUACUAUGGAGGCAGAGGAUAUGGAGGUGAUUACAAUAAAGGAUACGGAGGUAGAGGAAACGGAGGAUAUGGAGGCGACUACAGUGGAGGAUAUGGAGGUUACUAUGGAGGUAGAGGAUACGGAGGAGGUUACUAUGGUAAUAAUAGAUACGGCGGAAGAUAUAGUGGUAGCUAUGGAUAUGGCGGGGGUUCCUAUGGAGGACAGGGAUACAGAGGUGGCUAUGGCUACUACAGUGCUGGAUAUUUCCCAGCAAUAUUUGGUUAUGGAAAAGGAGGGAAUUAUUAUUGA
Messenger RNA from Saccostrea echinata, 606 nucleotides. RefSeq names its product keratin-associated protein 19-2-like. The transcript has 2 exons. The record is from RefSeq and is a predicted model, not a curated record. The coding region runs from base 1 to 606 and encodes 201 amino acids. Lineage: Eukaryota; Metazoa; Mollusca; Bivalvia; Ostreida; Ostreidae.